UUUCUAUGAUUAUCUAUGUUAUUAAUUUGUUAUGAGUAUUAAAAGAGCAUUAUCUUUGGAUGAGGCUCUGUAUUUGGCAAAGGAGGCUGGAAUCACGACAAAAGCAGAGAUUCAGAAGCUUAUAAUCUAUUCUCCUUCAUUUUCCAAUGAUAAAUCUCCCUUUUUAAUCAGUAACUUUUUUAAAAACAGGCCUCCUCAGGAUUCCGCCGAGGCUGAAUCCGAAGAUUUGAAAUCUGAGCCUGAAAAUCCUGAAUUUAACAUGUACAUUGAGCCUGAGUCUGAAAUUUCGAAUUUUAAUAAAAUUAUCGCAUCCAAACUUCAUCCAAAUUCCCUAAACUUGUUUUGGCAUAAUAAUAGUUGGUGGAAUGUUUAUUCUGAGGGGUAUGGCACUUGUAUGAGGUCAACAAGCCAUGUUAUACUUAACCGUGGUUCAGGAAUUGUUAAAAUCAACGGUGAAGAAGAUCUUUACAAAAGAUGGCCUCUUUUCUAUAAUCGGAUGGAUGUGUUGGAGCCGUUUUAUAUUUCAGGUUGUGCUGGUGUUUUUGAUCUUUUUAUUAAGACAAAGGGGGGAGGGACUACAGGUCAGUCUAGGGCAACAAGACUCGCAGUUGCCAGAGCUUUAGUCAACUCCAAUCCUUCUUUGCAUUAUUAUUUGAAAGACUCACUCUAUGAAGAUUUGAGGCAAAAAAUGCCUAAAAUGCCUGGGAGAACUGGUGCUAGAUCUCAGCGAAAAUGGGUUAAACGUUAAUAAUAUACUACUUCACA
Molecule: messenger RNA, 765 nt
Organism: Theileria parva strain Muguga
Lineage: Eukaryota; Apicomplexa; Aconoidasida; Piroplasmida; Theileriidae
Product: Ribosomal protein S9/S16 family protein
Exons: 7
Coding region: 32-748 (238 amino acids)
Biological process (GO): translation
Cellular component (GO): ribosome; mitochondrial small ribosomal subunit
Molecular function (GO): structural constituent of ribosome; RNA binding
Source: RefSeq, a predicted model, not a curated record